CGUAGUGCAUCCAGAUGAAUAAAGAUCGAACAGUAGUAGAAGCUACUUUUGCUAGCAAAAAAGGGGGAGUCAUUCGCCGGUAAAUUGUUGAAAAAUAUUUUUUGUUACUUGCAAUAUGUCUUAAGUACAGAAUAUAAAAUCUCCAUGGUAUAUAUAUUUUUUUAUUUUUCUAUCUAUUUAAAAUACAAUUAUUGGCUUUAGGUAGAGUUUUGCUUUUGAUACAUUUUAGCUUCGAAGGCUUAUCGUGAGCUCCAAACUUGUGUUGGCUUUUCACUGCCCCACUUCAUUACCAUGGAUGAAGAGUGUGUGUCUCUCCUGCCGCGGGUUUGUGACGUGCUGGCGGCCUCGGGGAGCUCCUUGCCCGAUGAUACAAGCCUGGAAAAACUGCUGGACUGGUUCUCAGCAGUCACCAAAUCAGGUGUGUCUCUACUGGAGGUCAGUCCAUGUCUGCUGGGCUUCAUAUCAAGUGUAGUUUCCAGCAGAGCUUCAGAGUCCUCCAUCAUCUCCUUUGCUCUCAAACUCAUUGGUUUAGUGGCUGCUGCUGAGGAUGGCUUCAGAGCUCUCCAGGAGACCUCUGUCCUAGACCUCGCCUUUGACCCUCAGCACUGGCGAGAAGAAGGACUCUGGGAGGAUCCUUGUAUCCGCAUUGGCUGGAUACACGGCUUCAGCACAAUGCUGCAGCACAGGCAGGCUUUCAGUUUCUUUGUUCGAGCAGACUCCAUCAAACCCCUCCUUCAGCUCCAGACAGACACAAGUUUAUUUGUGGCUUCAGCAGCCAGUCAGAUGCUCACUCAAGUCCUGAUGUUCUGCCACCCUCUUUCAUCUGGCUUCAAUGAAACAGAAGUGGACAAUAAGAGUUCAAGCUCCUCCAUCACAGGCUUAAAGUGUCCAAACGCCACUGAAAGCGACCAUGAAAGUGCUGCUGUUGUCACAGAAAUCUUAGAGUUCCUGAAGCGACGGAUGCUGCCCAAAGAACCGUCACAGCUUCAUCAGAGUCAGCAGAUCCUGAAGCUGCUAGCCUCGAUUCUGAGCCAGGCCGGACCUUCUCUUCAGAACAAACUACUGCUCACUGUCGGGGAAUCUUUGGAGGAACUGGUGGCCUCAAACUACAGCCAGCUCACUCGUCCACUUAUGGAUGUCAUUCUAGCUGGAUACAGCUCCGUUGGCGGCGAUGUGAAGGUCCCUGAUCCAAUCCUCUCUCGUCUUCUGUCAGUCAUGCUGAACCAGAGAGAGCCACCUGACCUCAUCCACGCUGCAGCUGCUUUUCUCUGUAGUGGCCAUGACAACCGCAUUCACAUGGAGCAGUCUGCAGGUAUUCUCCUGCUUCCUGUGGACAUUAUCACCAGUCUUACUUUAUUGGAGGGAAACUUCACAGUGAAGGAGCAUCAGCUAUCGAUGAUGGAGCAGCUUAAAAAUAAAACCUCCUGCGUUUCCAUGAUUUGCAUCAGCCUAAAAUACAUUCCAAAGAUCACACUCAUGGCUCCCGAUUGCCGGCCCUGUCCUCCUGCUUCAGUCGUGGGUGCAGUGUUGUCGUUGCUGAGGCUGUGUAGUGGACUUUCUCCUCCCUCUGUGGCUGGCUGUGUUACAGUGUUUAGAAAUGUGACUGGGAGUGGUAAAGUUCAGAAAUGUGCCCUGGAGGCUCUGUCAGCUCUCAGCAGCAGCCCAGAAGUGAAAGUCAUGCUGGUUGAGGUUUUCACCCUCCUGAUAGAGUACCUGAACCAUCCUGACUCUGACCCCACUGUGCUGCAGAAGUCUUACCAGGCUUUGCUAAAGUGGAUUGGUGUUUGCUCAAAUCUAUCCUCCAUAACAAACCAGCUCAAACAAGAUCUUACUCAGGUGGUGAGGAAGCGUGUGUGCGACAUGCGUUGGGAGGUGAGGGACUCCACCGUGGAGUUUCUGGGCCACUUGGCUGGGCUGCCCGCCUGCAGCACAGAAGACGGUGGAGUGUGCGACAUCUCCCAGUAUGUGCUGGGAGGCUGCUGUUUUACAACUCCUCUCCUCAUGGAGGCGCUACACGACCCUGAGAGCUACGUGAGGGCCAGCGCCAUUUCUGCUCUGGCUCAGGCUAUGAGGAAUAGCUGGCGACAGGGGGCGGUGCCCACAAAGGAGCAGGCUGAAAUAGUGACCCAGCUGCUGGAAAUACUCUCACAAGACACAGAGGGGUUUGCCAGGAGAGCCGUCCUGCAGUUCUUCAUCACCUGGUUCUCCUCAUAUCCCUCAUGCACCUCCUCCCCUCUCCUCAUGCAGUCUGUGCGCUCCGUCCUCUUGCAGGGCUGCGCCGACCUGGACUGGGAGGUCAAAGUUCACACACUUGAUCUGGCUGAGCUGCUAAUGGACCAAGCCUUUUUAGGUCAACAUGGUUACACAAAGGGAUUAGAAAGUCAUCCUGCACAGCCGCACCCUUAUGCUGUGACAGCUAAACAAGCUUACACACUCCACACUCACUCUGGGACACACACACUGAGCUCAGAUUUGGACGGUUUGGUCAAGCAGGGACUCCUGUCGGUGUUGUUGAGCGGUUUGUUUGACUGUGACAGACCCGUCGGUCUGAAGGCAUGCCGACUACUGAUCCGACUCAAAGAUGCUCUGCUCCUGAGGCCUCAGGAUACAACUGAUGCUGGGAAAACAGAUCCAGGUCUGAACUGUGAGUUGCUGAGUCAGGGCUGGGCGCACGAGAUCAGAAAUGUACUGGGAAUGGAAGAUCGGACCAGCGGUACAGAUGCUCACACCGUUACCAUCAACGUGUGCGAUCUGGUGAAGUGUCUGGAUCUAGAAGAGAGGCUGGACGUCCUGACUCGAAGCAGUGAUCAUUUUUACAACUCCCCCCGCUCUCUGCUGCAGGACAUUUUGACUGCAGGCUCUGCUCACGCUCAGCAGGACUCACAGCUGAAGGAAGAGGUGAUAGUGGACUGCUACUGAGACCUUGACCCACAUAGAUUUUUGAAAACAGACAUUUUGUAACAAUCAACAAGAAAUUUAAUUUUUCACUUUUUUUAAAUUUUGAUAAAUAAACUUGUAGUUAAAUGUAA
Messenger RNA from Oryzias melastigma (Indian medaka), 3029 nucleotides. It is a transcript of the gene brat1, whose product is annotated as BRCA1-associated ATM activator 1. NCBI's taxonomy places the organism in Eukaryota, Metazoa, Chordata, Actinopteri, Beloniformes, Adrianichthyidae. Gene Ontology annotation, cellular component: nucleus. The record is from RefSeq and is a predicted model, not a curated record. Gene Ontology annotation, biological process: positive regulation of protein phosphorylation; DNA damage response; cell population proliferation. Bases 292 to 2919 code for a protein of 875 amino acids. The transcript has 12 exons.